Acipenser ruthenus (sterlet) is the source of this 10311-nucleotide messenger RNA. Its product is annotated as unconventional myosin-Va-like. Gene Ontology annotation, molecular function: microfilament motor activity; ATP binding; actin filament binding. Gene Ontology annotation, cellular component: cytoplasm; actin cytoskeleton; myosin complex. The transcript is spliced from 42 exons. Bases 197 to 5878 code for a protein of 1893 amino acids. Gene Ontology annotation, biological process: actin filament organization; vesicle transport along actin filament. The record is from RefSeq and is a predicted model, not a curated record. NCBI's taxonomy places the organism in Eukaryota, Metazoa, Chordata, Actinopteri, Acipenseriformes, Acipenseridae.
UACCCACAAUGCACAGAGAGAGACACCAAAAUAGCAAGACUUUCAGGUAUCAUGGCGAUUGCUAUCUCUGCUUGAGAUCUCCUGUCUCCGCUGCACGGAUUUAUACACAGCAUCGGCUUCAAGUAAUCCUGAUAGAAAAUCGUGCUCAUCUCAAUGCUGUGCUAGUCUAGAUUACAGAAACGCAGGAGAGAUCAUCAUGGCAGCGUCUGAGCUGUACACAAAGCAUGCCCGGGUAUGGAUCCCUGAUGCAGAAGAAGUCUGGAAGUCGGCUGAACUUCUCAAAGACUACAAGCAAGGAGAUGCAUUGCUUCAGCUCAGACUGGAUGAUGGCACGGAUGUGGAACACAAAUUGGACCCCAAAACCAAAAACUUGCCCCAUCUACGUAACCCUGACAUCCUUGUUGGUGAAAAUGACCUCACUGCCCUCAGUUACCUCCAUGAGCCUGCAAUCCUGCAUAACCUCAAAGUGCGCUUCAUGGAUUCUAAGCUUAUCUACACCUACUGUGGUAUCGUCUUGGUGGCCAUUAAUCCCUAUGAGACGCUCCCCAUCUAUGGAGCGGACAUCAUCAAUGCAUACAGUGGGCAGAACAUGGGGGAUAUGGAUCCCCAUAUAUUUGCAGUGGCCGAGGAGUCAUAUAAACAAAUGGCCAGGGAUGAGAGGAACCAGUCUAUCAUUGUGAGUGGAGAAUCUGGUGCUGGGAAGACUGUGUCCGCCAAGUAUGCCAUGAGAUACUUUGCUACAGUCAGUGGUUCAGCCAGCGAGACCAAUGUGGAGGAGAAAGUUCUGGCAUCCAACCCCAUCAUGGAGUCUAUAGGAAAUGCCAAAACAACCAGAAAUGACAAUAGCAGUCGUUUUGGUAAGUAUAUUGAGAUUGGAUUCGACAAGAAGUAUCAAAUCAUUGGAGCCAACAUGAGAACCUACCUGUUGGAAAAAUCAAGAGUGGUGUUUCAGGCAGAUGAUGAAAGGAAUUACCAUAUUUUCUACCAGCUUUGUGCCUCUGCACAAUUGCCGGAGCUUAAAGUCCUUAAACUCGGCCAGGCAACCAACUUCCACUACACAAAGCAAGGGAGGAGCCCUGUGAUUGAUGGUGUUGAUGAUGCAAAGGAGAUGGUCAACACUAGACAUGCCUGCACUUUACUAGGUAUCAGUGAACCCUACCAAAUGGGAAUCUUCCGGAUUCUUGCUGCUAUCCUGCACCUUGGAAACGUGGAGAUUAAAGACCGGGAUUCUGACAGCAGCAUAGUUCCUCCUAACAAUGCCCACCUCACUGUCUUCUGUGACUUGAUGGGAGUGACAUAUCAGGACAUGUCCCAGUGGCUUUGCCACAAGAAGCUCAAGACAGCCGCAGAGACCUACAUCAAACCCAUCCCCAAACUGCAGGCAGUCAACGCCAGGGACGCCCUGGCCAAGCAUAUCUACGCCAAGCUCUUUGACUGGAUAGUGGACCACGUCAACAAGGCCCUGCGCUCCACUGUCAGCCAGAACUCUUUCAUUGGAGUGCUUGAUAUUUAUGGAUUUGAGACAUUUGAGAUCAACAGCUUUGAACAGUUCUGUAUAAAUUAUGCAAAUGAGAAACUGCAGCAACAAUUUAACAUGCAUGUGUUCAAACUGGAACAAGAGGAGUACAUGAAGGAACAGAUCCCGUGGACCUUGAUAGACUUCUAUGACAAUCAGCCUUGUAUCAAUCUGAUAGAGGCCAAAAUGGGAAUUCUGGAUUUGCUGGAUGAGGAGUGCAGGAUGCCAAAAGGAUCUGAUGAUACCUGGGCCCAGAAGUUAUAUAACACUCACUUGAACAAGUGUGCGCUGUUCCAUAAACCUCGCCUCUCAAAUAAAGCUUUUAUUAUCCAGCACUUUGCUGACAAGGUUGAAUACCAAUGUGAUGGGUUUUUAGAGAAGAAUAAAGACACGGUCAAUGAAGAGCAGAUUACUGUGCUGAAAACAAGCAAGUUUGAGUUACUAGUGGAGCUGUUUCAGGAUGAGGAGAAGGCGACCACCCCGACAGGGCCCCCGCCAGGCGGUCGCACUCGACUCAGCAUCAAACAGACCAAAACACGCCCUGGACAAACCAGCCGGGACCACAAGAAAACCGUGGGGCUUCAAUUUCGUAAUUCUCUUCAGUUGCUAAUGGAUACGCUCAAUGCUACCACCCCCCACUACGUGCGCUGCAUCAAACCGAAUGAUAACAAACACCCCUUCACGUUUGAUCCCAGUAGAGCUGUGCAGCAGCUCCGAGCUUGUGGUGUCCUGGAAACAAUCCGGAUCUCUGCUGCAGGCUUCCCAUCCAGGUGGACGUAUCAGGAGUUUUUUAGCCGCUACCGUGUUCUUAUGAAGCAAAAGGAUGUGUUGAACGACAGGAGGCUAACGUGUAGGAAUGUCUUAGAGAAACUGAUCAAGGAUCAAGACAAGUAUCAGUUUGGUAAAACAAAGAUUUUCUUCCGGGCCGGGCAAGUGGCCUACCUGGAGAAACUACGAGCUGACAAGCUGCGCGUCGCCUGCAUCCGCAUCCAGAAGACCAUUCGCAGCUGGCUGCUGCGCAAAAAGUACCUGCGCAUGCGGAGCGCAGCAAUCACCAUCCAGAGAUACGUCCGCGGCUACCAGGCACGAUGCCUUGCCAAGUUCCUGCGCCGGACCCAGGCUGCCAUCACCAUCCAGAAGUUUCAGCGCAUGUACAGGGAGCGCAAGAGGUACCGGCGCAUGCAGGCCGCGUCUCUCGUCGUACAGUGCAUGCUGCGAGCGUACAUGGCCCGGCAGAAGUACCAGGCGAUGCUGCGGGAGCACAAAACUAUCAUUAUCCAGAAGAGGGUACGAGGCUGGCUGGCCCGGCUGUAUUACAAGAGGUCCCUGGAAGCUGUUGUUUACCUGCAGUGCUGCAUCCGGCGCAUGAGGGCCAGACGGGAGCUGAAGAAGCUGAAGAUCGAGGCCCGCUCGGUGGAGCACUUCAAGAAGCUCAACAUUGGCAUGGAGAACAAGAUCAUGCAGCUGCAGCGCAAGGUGGAUGAGCAGCAAAAAGACAAGAAGGCCAUGACGGAGCGUCUGAAUAGUCUGGCAAACUCGUACUCUGUGGAGAGCGAGAAGCUUCGCAACGAGGUGGAGCGGCUGCGACUGACCGAGGAGGAGGCCAGGAACAACUCGAACCGCAUCACCACCCUGCUGGAGGAGCUGGCCAGGCUGAAGAAGGAGCUGUGCGACACGCAGAGGGACAAGAGGAUCAUCGAGGAGUGGGCCGACAAGUACAAACUGGAAACCGAGCAGCUGGUGGCUGAGCUCAAGGAGCAGAACUCGCUUCUGAAGAUAGAGAAAGAUGACCUGAACCGCCUCAUUCAAGAGCAGAACCAGGAGAUGACAGAGAAAAUGGAGAAGGCGUUGGCAGAGGAAACCAAGCAGCUGGAGUGUGAGCUGAAUGAAGAGCGCUCCCGAUACCAGAACCUCCUGACCGAGCACCGGCGCCUAGAGGAUCGCCAUGACGACCUCAAGGAGGAGAUGACGCUCAUGGUGAACAUUCCUAAGCCAGGCCACAGGAGGACAGACUCCACUCACAGCAGCAAUGAGUCUGAGUAUACAUACAACUCUGAAUUCGCUGAGCCCGAGGAGAACGCACGGGGAGCUGAGGAUGUUACCAAGGCUCCUCUGGACAUGUCCCUGUUCCUGAAGCUGCAGAAGAGGGUGACGGAGCUGGAGCAGGAGAAGCAGUCCUUGCAGAACGAGUUGGACAAGAAAGAGGAGCAGGCUUACAGGGCCAGGGCCAGGGAGGAAGAUGAGCAGAACAGGGCGAGAGGGGCAGAGCUGGAAUACGAGUCUCUCAAGCGUCAGGAACUGGACUCGGAGAACAAGAAGCUGAAGAAUGAUUUGAACGAGCUCCGUAAAGCUCUGUCUGAGAAGUCUCCCCCAGGGGUCACAGCGCCGGGCUCCCCUGCCUACAAGGUCAUCAUGGAGCAGCUCAACUCCUCCAACGAGGAGCUGGAGGUCCGCAAGGAGGAGGUGCUCAUCCUCCGCUCCCAGCUGGUCAGCCAGAAGGAAGCCGUUCAUCAGAAGCAAACCAUGACAGAAGCCAUGCCCUGCAUGGAGGACGUACGCAAGAUGAAGGAUGCUGGAGAAAUAACUCAAGCAUACAUAGCCUUGAAAGAAAGCAACAGAUCACCAAAGUUCACCUCUAAGCCUGUUGCAGUCAGUGAUCUCAUGAGUAGGAUAAGAUCACCCCCUCAAGACUACCAUGCGCUGAAUGAGGACGGAGAGCUUUGGCUGGUUUAUGAAGGGUUAAAGGAAACCAACAGGCUCCUGGAGUCCCAGCUCCAGACUCUGAGGAAGAGCCACGAGAACGAGACGGAGGUGCUGCGCGAGGAGCUGCAGAGCGUCAAGGAGGACAACAACCGGCAGCAGCAGCUCCUGGCUCAGAACCUCCAGCUGCCCCCCGAGGCUCGCAUCGAGGCCAGCCUGCAGCACGAGAUCACCAGGCUUACCAACGAGAACCUGUACUUUGAGGAAUUAUAUGCAGAUGACCCCGCGAAGUAUCAGUUCUACCGGAUUUCGCUUUACAAACGGAUCAUUGAUCUCAUGGAACAGCUGGAAAAACAGGACAAGACUGUUCGCAAACUAAAGAAGCAGCUGAAAGUAUUUGCAAAGAAGAUUGGGGAGCUAGAAGUAAGCAGUCAGAUAGAGAACGUGUCUCCAGGCCAGAUCAUCGACGAGCCGAUCCAUCCAGUCAACAUUCCCAGAAAGGAGAAGGAUUUCCAGGGAAUGCUGGAGUACAAGAAGGAGGAUGAAUCCAAACUGGUGAAAAACCUCAUCCUAGAGCUAAAACCACGGGGUGUGGCUGUAAACCUGAUUCCUGGCUUACCGGCCUACAUCCUCUUCAUGUGUCUCAGGCAUGCAGAUUAUGUGAACGAUGACCAGAAAGUGCGCACUUUGUUAACCUCAACUAUUAAUGGCAUCAAGAAGAUCUUAAAGAAAAGAGGCGAUGACUAUGAAACAGUCUCGUUCUGGCUGUCUAACACCUGCCGGUUCCUGCACUGUUUGAAGCAAUACAGCGGAGAAGAGUCCUUUAUGAAGCACAACACCCCCCGACAGAAUGAACACUGCCUCUCUAACUUCGACCUGGCAGAGUACAGGCAGGUCCUGAGCGACUUGGCCAUCCAGAUUUACCAGCAACUCGUGAAGGUCAUGGAGAACAUCCUUCAGCCAAUGAUAGUUUCGGGAAUGUUGGAACAUGAGACGAUCCAGGGUGUGUCGGGAGUGAAGCCCACUGGCUUGCGUAAGAGGACCUCCAGUAUUGCGGAUGAAGGCACCUACACGCUGGACUCCAUCCUGCGUCAGCUGAACUCCUUCCACUCCACCAUGUGCCAGCACGGCACGGACCCGGAGCUCAUCAAGCAGGUCGUCAAGCAGAUGUUCUACAUCAUCGGGGCCGUCACCCUCAACAACCUACUGCUACGCAAGGACAUGUGCUCCUGGAGCAAAGGAAUGCAGAUUAGGUACAAUGUGAGCCAGCUUGAGGAAUGGCUAAGGGACAAGAAUCUAAUGACAAGUGGUGCUAAGGAGACAUUGGAGCCUUUGAUCCAGGCAGCUCAGCUGUUGCAGGUGAAGAAGAAGACCGAUGAGGAUGCGGAGGCGAUCUGCUCCAUGUGCAAUGCUCUUUCAACUGCACAGAUUGUAAAAGUGCUGAAUCUGUACACUCCAGUAAAUGAGUUUGAAGAAAGGGUUUCUGUAGCGUUUAUACGUACCAUACAGAUACGUUUACGAGACCGGAAAGAAUCGCCCCAGUUACUAAUGGACACCAAAAACAUCUACCCAGUUACAUUCCCAUUCAACCCCUCUUCCCUUGCACUGGAAACCAUUCAGAUCCCCAGCAGCCUCAACCUGUUAUUCCUCACUCGUGUCUAAAGGAAGUGACUGCUAAACUCAUGCUUUGGUUGACAGCCAGUUUAUGUAUAUGUUGCAGAAACAGCCCUACAUCCAGUCACGUAGAGUUCAGUAUUAGCAGCAGGCAAAGCUGUGAAAUCAUGCACUUCAAAAUUGAUAAUUGAGAGGAAUAACAAAAUAAGCCCAGUCCAAUCUAAUGCAUGUAACAAGUUUUAUUAGAUAUGCCAGAUAUGUCACCUUAAUGAGUAUUUGGCAUCAUUUCUGAGACUGGCUGCACAAAUUGUAAUGUACUGUAUCUGGAAAAAUACUUUUAUGGUUAUGCUUUUGUUUUUACAAUGGUCAUUUGAACACUCACGCCAAGUGAUGCAUGGAUGUUAAGCAGGAAGUCAGUUACAAAUUAAACAGUUUGGGUGAAUGUUACCAAACUUGAAAACAACAAGGAUACUAAACUGUACAGUCUAUUAGUUAUUUUAAAUGAAAGCAGUGGAGAAAGCAUAGUUAGGGAGAAGUGUGGCCUCCCAUCUCUAUCGCAAGCUGACAUGUACAGUUAGCUUCUCUUACAAUAGCAAAUGUAUGUCUUGCAUUUCUUCCAACACCUCUUCAUUUUUGGUGACUUGUUUUUCUUUUUUUUUAUCAGCCUGUGUUUUCUUUACAAUAAUUUCACAUGGAAAGAGUUACACAUUGUUGGAAAUUGGAAAUGUUAGAAAUAUGACUUUGCCUGACUGGAUCGGGCAUUGUAGACACUGCCUGCAACAUAGAUCUCAAGAAAGCCACUUAUUCUGUUUCAGGUCAAGACCUGACAACUAAAGCAUGUGGGUUACAGAGUAUAGUAUGCGCAGAUUUGAGUCGUGAACAUGUAGAAAAGUCAUGCUCAAAUCGUAAAACAUUUAACAACAUUGUAAAUUUCUCUUACAUGUUAAGGCAGACUUAAAUAUAAUCUAUUGAUUUGGUUGAGGGGCUGUCUCCCAUUUCCCACCCAAAAAUAAUUGUAAAAGAGAAGAGGAGGAGGAGGAGGAGAACAGGAACUGGAACUGGAACUGGUUAUGCUUUAAACAAUGUAUCAACUGGAAAAGUAAACUGGUAAUAUAUAGAAUACAUUGUCAAAUAGCUUUCUUAUUUAUGUCAUUAAGAUAUGUAGAAAUACAGAUGGUCCUAGCCUACUAUUUAAUAUAGAUACUUAUUUGUUAGUAUUGUGGGUUUACUUAGAACGCCUAGAUAGCUACUGUGUCUUGUAUAACUUGCAUAGCUAGAACAAUGUACUAAUUUAGCACUGCAAUGUAGAGUAUUAAGACAUAGUUCUCUUGAAUAUCAAUAUUGUUUACAAUUAAAACAUUAGCUUGAUUUUAUGUGAGUGUCACUGUAACACUUCAAAAAGUUUUUCUCCAUGGUAAAGGCUCAAAGAAAUAAUAUUGAUUGUCCAAUACUAUUUAUUAUAAUGUGCUGAGAUUUCUAGUACGACUGCACACUCCUUAACGUUAAGGGUAAAUGCAUAGGGUUACAAUGCACAGUCUACACUGUAAUACAAUGCUGUUGCUAAAAUCAUUCAAUCAGUUUGCCUUAUACCAGUAAUCUAAUGCUGAACUAUUCACAACCAUAUCCAGUGUUGAAAGGACCAGGUGAUACUUCUUUGGUGCCUUUACCAUGUACAGUAAGCCUCAUUUAAGCACAAAAGCACACUGGAUGUCUCAUGUAUAAGAUAAAGGUUACUUUUUUUUUAAUGGAGGUCUUUAAAAAUGUAUGGACAGAUUUAAGUUAUUUGUUUCAGUAUUAUUGACAUGAGUUCUGUUACACCGGAUCUUAUCCACUUCUAGCAUGUUUGAUUUAAGGAUAUUGUUAGUAGGUCGUGUGUAACAGAAGACAUUUUUUUAAGAGAAUAUAAGCAUAACCCUGACUGUAUAGCAUAACUGAUAUCAUGCUGCCUGCAUUGUUUCAAUUGCACAGUGAAUGCUGCUCUGACCAAUUGCCCCCAAGCUUUCUUUUUUUUAUAGAUAGUUUUUUGCUGGUAUAAUUUGUGUGCCAAUUAAAGAAGGAUUUAUGUGGGAAAUAAAUAAAUAAUAAUAAUAAUAAUAAUAAUAAUAAUAAUAAUAAAACUUGACAUUGCUUAUGACCUUUUUUUGCAGAUACAAUGACAAAAGCUGAUAAAGUAGUUAUCACUGCCAGCUUAGAAAGCAGCCCAGCCACUCUCAUGAUCUUGCUUUCCAGGGUCACUGUACACUGCAUGAAUGCCUGUAAUAUUGGCAAGGUGUUUUUUUUUAUAGAAUGUAUUUCAGUAGCAUUGGUACCAUGGAUUGCUCCCAAGCUGAUGCAGACAGUUUCACACUGGAAAGCCUUGUUCGAUUCACAUGUGCACGGUAAUUAGCAGUGAAGCACUCCUGGAACAUACUGUAUUUAUACGAUACACCUUAAUUGUCAGCUGCGUUUGCACUAUCAAGACAAGGCUUUGUACAUUUUUCUAGGGACUGGUUGUAGGGGCAACCUGGUUGCCUCACUGAUAUUCAGAUAUUUGCUCACUGUCGGCACUUGAGCUCCAGGGACUACAAUAAGAAAACUGAUUACAAAAAAAAAAUGUGCUCAAAACAUUGUAAAGUAAAAUUGGCUACUGAACGUCAAAAAAAGGUUCUGAUCCAUGCAUAUUUUUAUUGCUCAAUCCCCUUAGAGGUACAUAUCAAGGCCACUGGGACCAGCACAGGCACAUUGUAAGUUGUCCCUACUGUGUAUUGUCACAACGGAACUCUACAUUUUUAUAAUGAAAUAUUGCGUUCGGAACUACUGACUGAAUGGAUUGAUGGUGUUCUGAUACAAUCCACAGAACUGGAAAAUACUGACUAUACUAGAAACUAAAUUACAGUCUUCUCUACCUAAAUGCUUUGAUUUUAUUCAUGUUCAUAUUUUUAUAAAAGUAUUGGUUUAUUUAUACUCCGUAAAUGUCUUUAUAAAGCCUUACCUGAUAACAGCACGUCAAGUACAACAGUUGGCAGCUGAUACAGUGUUUGUGGUUGCGUCGUUGAGAUAGUUAUGUGUUUCUGUUAAAGGGUAAUUCUCAAAUGUUGUUAUAUCUGUUAAAUAAACAGCUAAUAAGUGCAGUCCUCUGGGCACUGCGCUACCAGCAACAGUAUUUUUUUUUUCCUUUCAGAAAUUAAAGAGAAGGAGGUUUGUGAGACACAAACCUUGGGUUAGAAGUUGUUUUCGGGCAUAAUCAGGACCACAAAAAUGUUUAAAUGUCAGUUUGCCUUUGAAACAUAUCGCAAGGCUAUUUGUAUGGGAUAUUUGCUUUGUAUUUUUAUGUCUUCAUAUGUCCUUUAAGUUGUAUGUGUUUGCAUGUUUUCUGUACAGCUUAUUUUUUGUGUGUUUUAAACAUGUCCAGUGACACAAAUAUUUAUUAUAUAUCAUUAUUGGAAUCAUAUCAGGACUUUGCAAGAGAGCAGUUCCACUAGAUAAAGAGAUUUUAAUUGUGCUCCACAGUUACCACUACAAUUAGUGUUUGCUUGGGUUUCAAAUGUGUUGCUGCUUAUUUGAGUAGUUAAUAGUGAACACAUUCUAGCCCCAGAAAAGUGUAUGCUUUCAUCUUCCAAUGGGUGUGUUUGCUAGCACCAUAAGUACAAGGUUUAUUUGUGUCUACAGGUCUGUUGAAAACCUUGAUGCGAGAGGCAUUCAGAAACUGCCAAAGAGAAUGAUAACCCCUACUGCAUAUCCAAAACACCUUAUUAACCCUUUCAUGACUGGGAUCGCACAGUAUGUACAUGUAAAAUGUGGUUUUUGUGUUUAUUUUUUAUUUUUAAAACUGCAUUUUACUUUGCAUAUAUUAUGUUGACACCAAUAAAUAAUACAUGCUGCUGUAUGUUACAUCAAACACUUAGUCUGUAAGGUGUUCAAGUAAUUUAUAUUUUAAAGGUUUUUAUGACAUAUGGUGAAUGUGUGAUAUUAGACUCAUAACACUACAGCUGUUCACUACAAGCAAAUGGUAUGACUGAUGUUGAUGAUCGGACUGUGCUUCCCAAUUUUAGGAAUGAAAAGUAAAAAUUAAGCUGUGUUUUUUUUUUUAUUAUUACAGCAGGCAUUGGUUAAUUAAUACAAUGUUAUUUGCCUUGACAAUUGGUUUAUACAUGCUCAUCUUUUAAAGGUACUGUUUUACAUGAUGGAGAUUGCAAACACUCUUAUUUGGAGGCUGAAUGUAUAAAAUGAUAAUAUUGCUGUAACUCUUCGUGUGGUUAACAGAAUGCAGAACAAACUGGAGCUGGUAGAAACGUAUUUGCUUCUGACAGACUCAUUUUCCCAACUAACUCGUGUGUACCUUCAAAUAAUAACCCAUAAAUAAGGACUAAUGUGCUUAAGUCAAGAUCUAAACUGGUGUAGUUCCUGGUAGCUGUAAUGAAGUAAUUGUGCACCAUAAAAAUGUAAUAAGGUACGAACAAAUGUCAAAGUUGUAUAAACAAAUAAAGGAAUUCAGCACUGUA